AUGUCGACUACCAUCACUACCACCCCCGUCGACGUCGAGGAUGAGUACACGCUACUGCUGCGCAGUAGACUCGGGGAUGAGCAGACGAUGAACAGAGUGUCGGAGUCUUUUGAGAACGUCUUUCGACAGGAGAACAUCAGGUCGCAGACGCUCAGCGAUAUCCGCCAGCUGCGACAGACCGUCAACGACAUCGACAGGGGUUUUCAGAUGAUAAGAAACGACCUAUGGACCUUCGACCAGCAGGGAUUCCGCGACGAGAACGGCCAGGUCCUCCAACUCGCUCCUCAGUGGACCGCUCAUUACGACCGCUUCAAACAGAUCAUGGAGCAGAGCUAUAGGAACGCAGUGGAUGCUUCAGCAUUCAUGGAACAAUACUGCACGCUCCUGCCAAGCCCGGGCGAGCAUAUCAACGUCAAUGACAUACCGGACAUGAAGAUGGAGCUGGAGUUGUUCAUGCUGGAGCUCAAAGCGAAGGAGGAAGUCGCGUACGGAACACAGAGCAGCUUCAAGACGCUCGCAGAGGAAGUUCGUCUCUUUGCCUGCAUUCUAGAGAACUCUGUACAAAGGGCCGGCGUGCAACUCACGCGCGAGCUCAACGAAACUCGAGCCCGCCUAUCCGAUCUUCAACGGCGUCUCCAAGAGUAUAUCCGGCGACGGGGAUCUGUCUGCGCUGAUGCUGUUAGCUUGGGUGCAGGCUAUGCCUUCGAUGCCCUCACAUAUCUGUGUCCUGCCUUUGCCAUUCUCUCCUUGGUAUCUCUAGAGAAGGAGAUCAACCAGUGCAGGCAUGAUCUGAACGUCCUGGAAGGGAAACAGCCACUCCUCAAGAAGUACCAGCAACUGCUCGACGCCACCAAGGACGAGAUCGGCACCUUGGCGAACAAAAUCGACGUCAUUGCGAACAUAUGGCAAUAUCUCAAGAGUGACAUGCAAUCACUCCAUGAGAAACUGCGGCUAGCCCUCACAACCGGGACCAAACCGCGUUCGCUCGGGAAGAAGCUGCAGAUCGCGCGCGAAGUGUACUUGCGCCUCGCUGAGCUCCUCGAGGAGUAUGCGAAGGGACGUCCCUAG
This is a messenger RNA of Trametes versicolor FP-101664 SS1, 1068 nucleotides long. RefSeq lists its product as uncharacterized. The transcript has 8 exons. The record is from RefSeq and is a predicted model, not a curated record. Bases 1 to 1068 code for a protein of 355 amino acids. NCBI's taxonomy places the organism in Eukaryota, Fungi, Basidiomycota, Agaricomycetes, Polyporales, Polyporaceae.